This is a messenger RNA of Eimeria maxima, 6672 nucleotides long. RefSeq lists its product as hypothetical. Lineage: Eukaryota; Apicomplexa; Conoidasida; Eucoccidiorida; Eimeriidae. The record is from RefSeq and is a predicted model, not a curated record. The transcript has 20 exons. The coding region runs from base 1 to 6672 and encodes 2223 amino acids.
AUGUCAAGCCGACGCAAUAACCCAGACCCCCCUCACUCCUUUUCCUCUUCUGCCUCUUCUUCUGCGUCUGCUGCUGCUUCUGCUUCUGUUUCUUCCAACAGGAGAGAGCCUUUGCGUAGGUCAUUCUGUUCUGGUGCUGCUGUGUCCUCCUCGCUGCCUGUCUCUUUAAAGGCAGAGACAGCAGCAGCUCUUGUUUCUUGGGGUCUUCUGUCUCCUCUCCUUGUGGGACCCCUCCAGCCACACGGCUUAGCCGUCCUCAGUGCCCCCCGCAGCCUUCACCUGCGCAGCGGUGUAGGGGUUUUGGAGUUGUUGUCAUUUGCUUUGGGACGCCGUGGGAUCGAGCGCCUUCCCGAUCCUGGGAUCGUCUCCCACGCUCCCCACCCCACAGCCUUCGCCAACAACUGGAAAAACCUGACACCCCACAUCGAAGCCCUCGGUAUCUGGUUAGGAGACACCUGGAGCAAAGCCCUAGAAAAAGGAGACCCCGAAGCUGUAGGCUCUCUUGUAGACCUCGUCGUAGAGCGGCAGCUUAAGUACGAGCAGAUGGUCAUGGCCUACGACAACACGCCACUACCAACAGCUGCUGCAGCAGCACCUGCUGGUGCUGGUGCUGAUAGUUCUGCGCAUACGAGAGUUUUACGAUCGCAACCUGUAACAAAUGCAGAGGCUGCUGCUCCUCUUCCUCCUACUACAACCGGCGACAACAGCAGCAAUAGGCUAUCUCUAGCCCACUCCCGUAGAGCUGCCGAAGGCAGUAUCCCUCCUGCUGCUGUUGUAGCUGCUGCUGCUCCUGCUUGUCGUUCCACUAACUGCAUCAGCGGAAGGGAAGAGCAGAAGCCAGCAGGCAUCUGCAUACAGCCUCCUGCUUUGGCAACGCCGUAUCCCUACGAGGCCCCCAAUGGGCUGCAGCAGCAACAGGAGCAGCAAUUGCGCACCCAAACCACCCAGCAGGGACUGCAGCAACUUCAAUCGCAGAAACAGCCACAGCAGCAACAGCCACAGCAGCAACAGCCACAGCAGCAACACCACCAGCUGCCGCUUGAAGUGCAGCAGCAAAUGCAGAAACACAUGCAGCAACAACAACAGCAGCACGUGCAGCCACAACUGCAGCAACAGUGGCAACAAAAACCAAUGCAGCAACCGCAGCAGCUCCUGCAGCAGCAAUUGCAGCAGCCACCGGGGCACCAACUGCAGCGACACGUGCAGCAGCAACUGCAACAACCCGUGCAGCAUCAACCUCAGCGGCAACCGCAGCAACGACUGCAGCAUCAGCUGCAGCAGCAAGAAGAGCAGCUGCAGCAGCAGCAGGAACAGCAACUGCAACAGCAGCAGGAGCAGCAACUGCAGCAGCAGCAUGGACAGAAACUGCAGGAGCAACUGCAGGAGCAGCAGCAGCAACAACUGCAGCAACAACUGCCGCAGGAGAAGCAACCGCAGCAGCAACCGCAGCAGCAACCGCGGCAGCAACUGCAGCAGCAACCGCAGCAACAGUUGCUGCAGCACCUGCAGCAGCAACUGCAGCAGCACCUGCAGCAGCAACUGCAGCAGCACCUGCAGCAGCAAACGCAACAACAACCACAGCACCAGCAGCAACAGCAACUUCAACAGCAACCGCAACAGCAGCAACUGCAGCAACAAUUGCAGCAGCAGCUGCAGCAACUGCUACAACAACUGCAGCAGCAACUGCUGCAGCAAGGCGGAGACAAGCAACAACUGCAGCAACCGGCCGUUGUCGACGGAGUCAGCAGGAAGAGCUCAUUCUCCAUGGACACCUCUUUAUGCGCUGCUACAGCACCAGCACCAGCAGAAACUGCAGCGGCAAUAGCAGCAGCAACAGCGGCAGCAAUAGCAACAGCAACGCCAGCAGCAACACCAGCACAAAGGGCAACUGAAAGCAUGCGAACAGCAGCAAAUCCUGGUGCUGCUGACUUGGGUAAUACACAAGAGGCAGCAAGGGGAGACUUCUCUGUGCAGCACACAGACAUAUCGGAUGUCACGGACGCCUCACUGUUUGAGCCCGACGCAGAGGACGGUGCUGCUCUGGAGCCCCGCAGCCGCAGCCGCUGCUGCAGCAGCAGCAGCAGCAGCAGCACUCUUUUGUGUAGGUACCUGGCGGAGACGGUGUUGCAGCCAUUGAGGCAAAGCAGCAGCCUCCGCUUGUCUGAUCCUGCAGUGUGCAGCACUGAAGGGGCCCCUCUUGGGCCACUGCAGUUUACUCCUGUGAGCUGUACAGGCACCGAAGCGCCGCUACGGGCGGGUAGCGGUAUGCUGGAGCCGCAACAAGAAGAGCAGCAGCAACGGCAACAGGCCAAUGCAGAAGAGCUGCAACUACAGAAGGAACAGGAGCAGGUGAAAGACGACCAGCUGCCCCUACAGGAGCAGCAGCGGCAGCAGGUGGGAGAGGAUCAGCCGCAGGUACAGCAGCACGAACAGCAAGACCUGCAGCAGGUGCAGGAGCAGCAACAGCAGGAGGACGCUGAAGCAGAGGAAUUCGGCCACGAGCUGGAUUUACCAGAAGAAGAAAAUGUCCCCAUCUCCCCUCCCGAGCAGCAAACGAAGCAGCAGCAACAGCAGCAGCUGGUGGAUCUGCUGCAGCAGCAAGCGGAGCAGCAGCAGAGUAUGGAGGAAAUGGAAGAUUCUUCUGGCACGACAACUCCAGACGAGACCACCACAGAUGCAGCAGCAACUCGUGCAGCUGCAGCUGCAGCUGCAGCUGCAGCAGCAGCAGCAGCAGCGGCUGCUGCAGGAGAUGCUGCUCCUUCAGGAUAUUUGUCCGGCCGUCGGCUGUCUUCAGGAAACAUAGAAUGGAAUGGAGGAUCGAGGAGAAGGACUAGCAGCAUUUUUGUGUCUCCUCUUGGCGACUUGGGGCAGGCACAAGAUGUCCCUUUCUUUGCCCACCCAACUAAACCACAGCACCAGCAGCAGCAUGUGCAGCAGCAGCAGCAGGAGGCCCGCGGAAACAGCAGUGGCGAAGGGGAAAGGCGACAACCUUGGCGUGGCAACGACAACAUAGAGGAGUUGUUGCUGCAGUCUCUAAAGAGACACUUUGGCUGCAGCAGGAGCAGCAGUAUCAGUAUUGUAAAGGAAAAGGGACAAAUGCUCCAUGCUUUAGCAGCAGCAGAAGGCAUGGAAGUUGUUGCGGAAGGAAUUACAAAUUGGGCAGAAAGUUUUAGUCAACAAAUAGAAAAGGCAGCGCAAUUGCUACAAAAGGAACCAAAAAAAGCCCCAAUCGUAGUGCAAAUCUUCUACUCAGGUGCUGCAUUGCUUAACUCCAAGGGUUUUGUAGGACAGGCAACUUCUCUGCUUCAGUGUCUUGCCAAGCUGCUGCAACAGCUGCUGCUGCUGCCUGAGGAGAGUGGGGCGCUGCAGCAGCGGCUGGUAGAUCACCUGCGUCGUUGUUCAGCUGUUGCCUGCUUCUCCCAGCUUGCUGCAGCAGCAACGGAAGCAGCGGUGUACGUACAUUCCGCAGCAGCAACAAAUCUUUUGGCAGCAGUAGGGGACGUGCUUCUGCAUUUGUCUCUCUUUAAUCCUGAGGUCGUAUGGGCGGGGGGUCUCCUAAAGAGAGUAAUCGAGCAAGAAGCCUCCUAUUUCCUCCUUGCAAACAUCAUGCUCCAGCAGCAGCAGAAGAAGCAGCAGGACCAGCAACAGCAACACCAGAAAGAGGCAAAGGGAUUACCCAUUGAUGUCCUUGAGGCUAUGGCUGUGGAGGCAUGCAGCACAGUGCUCCAGCAGCAGAAGCCCCUUGCCACCCGCACCACUGCGCUGCUAGUGUUGGGGCCCCUCUGUCGCUGCUGCAGCAGUUUGCUGCAACCUGGAGACGACGAUCCCACACGCAUUCAAAAACAGAUCCUCGGGUGUCUACGCAUAGCGUUGGCGGAACGGGAGGAACCCUGGGCAACAGCAGCAGCAGCUGCUGCUGCUGACAUUGUUUUUGCUGCUGCGGAAGGCAACUCCAGCGAGUUUGCUGCUACAGUGGUAGGGGAGGGGUUUGUGUUGGAGGCCCUUCUUCCUGCUGCUACCCUCGCAGCAGCAGCAGAGAAAGGCGUAUUCGUGACAACCGCUGCAGCAGCAGCUGGUGCAGCAGCAGCUGUUAUAACAAAAAGCGCCGGAGCAUUAGCAUUUGACACUGGCCGUCUCUUUUCCUUUGUGGAGAGAUACCUCAGCACAGUCCCUUCUUUUGGCCCUUCUAGUUCUUCUAUUUGUGCUGCCUUCUUUAUACACCCGCACACGUCCACUGACAUGGCAGGGGACCUGCUCUCUGCAAUUUCUUCGCUGCACACAAGGAGGACCCCAAUAGAUGCUCUCUGUCUUAGCGAGAUGCUCUUAGACUGCUGGAGAGGGCGAGGGUCUUCUCCUCUGCUGCAGCAGAUCACAAAGAAGCUGCUGCUGCUGGACCGUGUAGCAGCAGCAGCACCACCAGCGGGUGUUACAGGGGAGCGUAAGUGCCUAGCCGAAGUGUUAAGCAACUUCUUGAGGAACCAAUUGCAAGACAAAAAAAUCGAGGAAGAGACAAAAGAAACACUUCUUGCUCUCUGCGAGGAAUGCUUGCGCGAAGACCUCCAGGAGACAAUAUCUCGUUUCAAUAGUCUCGCUCGAGGUGAGGGGCCCCCAGGGCCUCAACUAUCCCUGUCGGCAGCAGACUGUCUGCUGCAAGAGCUGCAACAACACCCGGCAUCAGCUGCUGCUGCUGCUGCAGCAGCAGCAGAGGCGCAAGCGCAGCAGCAGGCAGGAGAGACAGAUCUUGAGGCAUGCAGCAGCGCCCAUUGGCUGGAGGAUCCAGAAGGAGCUGGUGCUUCUGUCUCUUUUACUCGAAGCAGCUCGAGUCAGCAGCAAAGCCCGUCUCCCCAUCAGCCGCACCAGCCGGCAGAAACAGCAGCAGCAGCAGCAGCAGCAGCAGGACACGGGGAGUCGCAGCAUUCAGCGCAGCAUAGUUCCCACGGAGCCCCCGGAAGAACUUCUCAGGGGGCCCAUUUCCUUCACUGCAGCUUCUCACCACCCCAGCAACAACCCCACCGGACAGCAGCAACAGCAACAGCGCCAGCAGUAGCAACGGGAGCAGAGAACACCGAACCCCUCGAGGAGGUUGAGUGCAAGUUGCUGCUGCACUGCUUCCGCCCCGUCUUUGUUAAACUAUUCGAUCUCCUGCAGAAAACAGCACCAAAACCCUCGGGUGGAGAUGCCUUUGCAGAUCCUGAUUUGGUAUUUGACGGCUCAAGGUUGGAACCCGGAUCGCCCUCGCAGCAUCUCAAUGAACUCAGCCUAGCGGAGUUCGAGAUCUUCCUCUGUCAACUUGCAUUCUCAAUGCAGAGCGUCUCGCCCCCCGCUAUGAUCUACCGCGGCGUUGCUCUGAGUCCGAAAACAGAAAGAGGAGCUCAGAUAUUUUCUCUUCUUUAUCGCAUCAAGCGUGAAGGAGGGGUUGCUGCAGAGGUGCCUGGGUCGCGAACUUCGUGUCUCCCGCCCCUAAUAAAAGCCUGUGAAGGCCGACUUGCCUCACGCCAUGCAUAUCUACUGGUGGAGAGCAUCAACUGUCUCCUCAGUGCAGGUGUCCCCAUCCAUAGACUUCCUCCAGGUCUCGGCCUUGUCGAGCAAAGGACGCAAGACGGGAAGACCUUUAAACAAGUGAUUCUGCGUCAAGGCGGAGAUCCAGCAGCAGCUGGAGCGGCAGCAGCAGCAGCAGCAGCAACACGCCCUUCAGAAAUGCCUUUCGAAGACUCAGUGUUAGGGAGCGCUUCUCCUGAGGCAGUGCAGCAGUGGGCUGUGGCUGGAUCGAUGCUUCCUGGGGCGAGCCCUGGUGGAGUCCCAUUCGUUAGUGAAGACCAGAAUGCCUCCAGGGUUUGCACUGCAAUGGCAAACGUCUGCUCAAAACAACUCCAAGAAAUACAGACAGAAGCCUUCUGCAGGGCGGAGGAGUGGAAGAGAGUGCAGUGCGUCCUUUCAGCUUCGGACAGGGCGGUAGGCUGUGCUGCUGCUCCGGCUGCUGCGAUUAGUGCUGAUGCAGCGGAUUUUGCUGCUGGCUUUGCUGCUGCCGCUGCUGUUUCUGUUGUUUCUGCUGAUGACGAUAUUGUGUUUUGCUGCCUUCCAUCAGGGAAUGAGGCUGCAGCAGCCAGCAGUGUGCACGGGGACGGGGAGUGUCUCCUCUCAACAACGGGUAUUUAUCUACUGCCUCUCUCCUUUUUCCACCUAUUUCAAAUGGUUGAUUAUAUUUGCUGCCUCUGUCUUUGGCUCUUGCUGGUGUUUAUUGUACCAUUUUCCUCUCCUAUGAGUUUCUCCGUCCGACCACAGAGGGACGCCGCCAGCCCCACCCCUUAUCAGCAGCAUCACAACAGUAGCUACACCGCCAGCAGCAGCGCCUGCGCAGCUGCACGGCGGCGGCUGCACAGCAGCAGCCGGUCCCCUGCGACAAAGAGCGAGCGGGAAGAGAUCCGUCGGGCGCAGCAGCACUUGCUGCAGAGUCCAACGGUUCAGCAACUGUUUCAGCAAUCUUCUAAAUGCAUGCAGAAGCUGUUCGAUGCCUUUUCUGCUGGCUGCCCUCUGCCAGUAGCUGCUUUAAUGGCGGGGAGCCAAAUGGACUUCGACGCCUUUCAGUUGGCCUUCUUCCAGCUUGCUCUGUCUGUCCACGACAUCGAUGCCAGAGUGAGCAGCAGCAGUAGCAGCAUUAGCAGAAACAUCUGA